Messenger RNA from Selaginella moellendorffii, 1893 nucleotides. RefSeq names its product protein ZINC INDUCED FACILITATOR-LIKE 1. The record is from RefSeq and is a predicted model, not a curated record. Gene Ontology annotation, biological process: transmembrane transport. NCBI's taxonomy places the organism in Eukaryota, Viridiplantae, Streptophyta, Lycopodiopsida, Selaginellales, Selaginellaceae. The transcript has 15 exons. Gene Ontology annotation, molecular function: transmembrane transporter activity. Bases 244 to 1788 code for a protein of 514 amino acids.
GGACAAAUCGCCAUGAAUGAAUACACGACAAUUCGACCGAGCAUUUGGAUGUAAAACUUAGCCUUCCAAUAUUGAGUGUAGAAGAAAAGAUCGAACUAUUUACUACUGCAAGCUCAAUUCUUUGCCCCGUCAAAGCAGCCCCUCCGUUCUAGUUCUGUACGAAUCUCAAACUUGCACGAGUUUCUCGUGGCUGAAAGUUUUCCUUCAGGGAUCCAGAUUGGUUGUUUUUCUUGAUUUGGUGCUAUGACGGAGGAGAAGCAGCCGCUCCUCGAUCACUACCAGCAUCGCCCAGGCUCCAGCGGCAGGGCAUCCGCGCUCCACCCCAAGUGCCCGGGAUGCCGAGUCGCCCAUCUCCGGGACAAGAACGCGCCAGUUCCCUUCAAGCUCCUCGUUCUCCUCGGAUUUGUGAUCCUCGCCAAUGCGCUUCCAAUCGCAGUAGUCUACCCCUUCCUCUACUUCAUGAUAGAGGAUCUACACGUUGCCAAGCGGAAAGAGGACAUUGGAUAUUACGCUGGAUGGAUCGGAUCAUCUUUGAUGAUUGGGCGAAUGCUCACUGGAGUUCUCUGGGGCGUCAUAGCCGACAGAUAUGGUCGAAGGAAGGUCAUGGUUUGCGGCAUUCUCUCAGUGGUGGUUUUCAACACCUUGUUUGGGCUUAGCACGAGCUUGUGGAUGGCUCUGCUCACGCGAUUUCUCUUGGGAGGUUUCAAUGGAAUGCUUGGAACCGUCAAGGCAUACGCUUCCGAGAUCUGUAGCGAGCAACAUCAGACGAUAAGCAUGUCAAUGGUUAGCACGAUGUGGGGAUUUGGCCUUAUUAUCGGACCAGCUAUGGGUGGCUAUCUAGCACAGGCAACUGACUUCUCGAAUUUCUCAAGUUCCGUGAUCUCAUGUGAAUUUUUUUUCUCGUCCUUACAGCCUGCGAUCAAGUAUCCAAACAUCUUCAAAUCCGGGAGCUUGUUUGCGAGAUUUCCUUACUUGUUGCAAGCACUUGGCGUCCUUGUGUUCGCAUUGAUAGCACUGGUUAUGUGCUUCUACUUGCCGGAAACACUUCAUAAAGAUCACACUUCCCUUGAAAUUGAUGAGGAGGACACAGGCAAGGAUCCCAUUAGUGUGGAGAGUGAUACAAAGGAGAAGCAAUCCGAAUCCAUCUUUAGAAACUGGGGAUUUAUUUCCUCCACAAUGGUCUACUGUCUCUGGUCUCUACACGACAUAGCUUACACCGAGAUCUUCUCGCUGUGGGCCGUGAGUGGAAGAUCAUACGGUGGACUGGGUUUCACGAGCUCCAAUGUUGGAGAAGUUCUUGCAAUAUCCGGCUUGUCUAUGCUUUUGUUCCAAUUGACUUUGUUUCCUAUCUUUGCAAAGUGGCUCGGGCCAAUCCGGUUGACACGAGUACCAACACUAGUAGCAAUUCCUAUAUUGACGGCGUAUCCAUUCUUCUCAAAACUUCACGGGAACUCUCUCUGGGCGAUACUUCUCAUCGCGUCGAUCACCAAGUUGAUUCUGGGUCAAGCCACAUUCACGGGCUCCUUCAUACUCAUCAACAAUUCAGUGAAACAAGCGCAAAGAGGCGCCGCCAAUGGUUUCUCUCUGAGCAUUGUGUCACUGUUCAAGGCAAUUGGCCCCGCGGGUGGUGGCUCAGUCUUUGCGUGGUGCCAAACAAGGCAACACACUUGGCUUCUCCCAGGUGAUCACCUCGUGUUCUUUUUCCUCAACUUCUUUGCGCUUCUCACGGCGCUCAUGACAUGCAAGCCAUUCCUUCCAUCGUCCACGGCCCACCCUAUACUGGAAUAGAUCAAACUUUCCAACUAUCAAGCAACCAAACAAAAAGGAGAAUUCUUUAAAGAAAUACGUAUUCAAGAAAUAUCAAGCAACCUCUAGAGAAAGGGAAUUGUAAAA